This is a messenger RNA of Entamoeba dispar SAW760, 1197 nucleotides long. RefSeq lists its product as uncharacterized. The record is from RefSeq and is a predicted model, not a curated record. NCBI's taxonomy places the organism in Eukaryota, Evosea, Mastigamoebida, Endamoebidae. The transcript has 2 exons. Gene Ontology annotation, biological process: iron-sulfur cluster assembly. The coding region runs from base 1 to 1197 and encodes 398 amino acids. Gene Ontology annotation, molecular function: 4 iron, 4 sulfur cluster binding. Gene Ontology annotation, cellular component: cytosolic [4Fe-4S] assembly targeting complex.
AUGAGCCUUUCUGUUGGAUUACAAAUUGCUGGUGUUGAUGAUUACAUUCAACAAAAUCUUGUUUGUGUAAUGCCUGUAAAAGAGACAUCACCACAAGAACAUAAAGGUGUUGCAAAAAUAUCACUUGGUGGUCCUGAAGAAGGAAGUGAGUUACCUAAAUUAACGAAAGUUACAGUUCGAUUAGAAGAUUGUUUGGCAUGUAGUGGAUGUAUUACUUCUGCAGAAACAGUAUUAAUUGAACAACAAGGAUUACCUGAAUUUAGAAAGAAUAUUAAAGAAAUAUCUCAAAAGAAAAAAGUUAUAUGUACAAUUGCAGAUGAAUGUAUUGCAUCAAUGAGUGUUGUACAUAAUCAACCAUUUAAUGUUGUAUGGACAAGAGUAGAAAAAGCAUUAAGAAAAGAAGGUGUUGAUGAAUUAAGAGAUUUAUCUCAAGCACAAGACAUAUCGUUAUUUGGUAUUUAUGAUGAAUUUAAAGAAUAUCAAAAAAUGAAUAAAGUUUUAUUAACAAGUACUUGUCCUGGAUGGGUUUGUUAUUCUGAAAAAAUGCAAGGGAAAUGGAUGUUUGAGUAUAUGUCUAAAGUUGCGUCUUCAAUGACGAUAGCUGGUAUGAUGAUGAAAAAACAAAAUUCAGAAAUAUAUCAUGUAAGUAUUCAAAUGUGUUUUGAUAAAAAAUUAGAAGCAACAAAAACUUAUAAUAAUAUUCAUGUUAUUGAUUGUGUAUUAACAACAAGUGAAAUAGAUUCAAUUGUUGAUUGGAAUGAACCAAUUAAUGAAGUUACUUCAACAAGAAUAAAAGGUUUUAUUUCUUCACCAGCACAAUAUAUUGCUUUAAUGGAACAAAAAAAAGGACCAUUUAAAAUAACAAGAAAUAAAGAUUUCCUUGAAAAUGAUGGUAUUGCUAUUGCCAAUGGAUUUAGAAAUAUUCAAAAUGUUGUUCGAUUUGUUAAAUCAAAAACUAAAUUACAAUUUAUUGAAGUAGAAGCAUGUCCUGGUGGUUGUAUUUGUGGAGGUGGACAAAUAAAAUGUUCUCCUAAAGAAAAAGAUGAACGAGUAAAAAAGAUGAUGGAAAUUCUUGAACCAAAAAUUGUUGAUGAAAAGAACAAAGGUAUUUAUGAAUCAAUAAAAGAUACUAUCAAACUUACAUUUAUUGACAGAAAAGAAAAUGCUCAAGAAAAUGCUUUACAUUUGAAUUGGUAA